ACAGCACUCGUACCUGGAGCUACUGCUUGGUUCUCUGAGAGGUCCCAGAACUCUGCAAAGUGAGUCCAGUGCUGGUAAGUCACCACCUUCUUAGGGUCAUGCCCAUUUGAUCUGCAGCCAGCCAGUCAGGGAUGGUGACACACAUCCCAAAGUGGCACAGAAUAUUUUUCUGUCUGUUUUGUGGGAUGAACAGAUUUAGGCUUUCAUUUUUCCUCUAAAUGUAGUUUUGUCUUCAUCCAUCAAAUUGUGAUUUGUGCUUGGUUUCUGUCCUUUUAAAAUUCUUAUCGAAGCAGUUUUUAAAAAAUAUAUUAAAAAUUUACAGUUAGAUGAAUUUUUAUUUCUUGACAUUUGAAGAUAUUUGUUUUUGUGCCCUUCAAUUACAGUUCAUAGACUUGGUGUUAUUGUGCUUCUCCAAGUGUGCUUUCAUUUUCACGAAAUCCUUAAAGGUAUCCCACAUACCAAUCUCAAGAGUGCAGUUUUGCUCAGAUCAUGGGAUUUAUUUUUGCCCCUAGGAUCCGUCCAAAAGUGGGUAAUUGUGAGUAUGUGGAAGUGAUGUGUAUUGGAACCUUCAUCUUGGAGUUACAGUGCUCUAGAAUAGCAUCAUAGCACUUUUACAGUUUCUGGUUAAUUAUUAUUUAUUUUUUAUUUUUUGAGAUGGAGUUUCCCUAUUGUUGCCCAGGCUGGAGUGCCAUGGUGUGAUUUGGCUCACCGAAACUUCUGCCUCCCGGUUACAUGUGAUUCUCCUGCUUCAGCCUCCUGAGUAGCUUGGAUUACAGGCACUCACCACCAUGCCCAGCUAAUUUUUGCAUUUUUAGUAGACACGGGGUUUCGCAUGUUGGCCAUGCUGGCCUCAAACUCCUGACCACAGGUGAUCUGCCCACCUCGGGCUCCCAAAGUGCUGGGAUUACAGGAGUAAGCCACUGUGCCCGGCUACAGUUAGCAUGUCUCUACAUACCUUCCAAAUGCUGUGGAGUACCAUCACACCACUUUUACAGUUCCAGUGAAUUAUUUUGUGUUUUUCUGGGAUGUAUUCUGACUCUGUCACCCAGACUGGAGUGCAGGGCACUGAGCUGGGCUCCCUGAAAACUCUGCCUCUGGGGUUCAAGUGAUUCUCCUUCCUCUGCCUCCACAGUAGCUAGGAUGACAGUCAUGCAUGACCAUGCUUGGCCAAUAUUUAAAUUAAUUAAUUUGUCAAUUUGCUUAUUUUUGAGUCAGAGUCUAAGUCUGUCAGCCAGGCUGGAGAGCAGUGGUGCGAUCUCGGCUCACUGCAACCUCUGCCUUCUGGAGUCAAAUGAUUCUUAAUUUUUUUAUAUUUAGUAGAGACAUGGUUUCAUUAUGUAGGCUAGGCUCUUCUCGAGCUCCUGACCUCAAGUGAUCUGCCUGCUUUGGCGUCCAGCAGUGUUGGGAUUACAGACAUGAGCCACAGCACCGGGUCCAUUUCUGGUAGAAAAUUUUCAAAAUAAAAAAUAAUGGCAUCGAUUUUAGGGAGUCCCUUUAGUGUUCCCCCAGCAUGUUCAUGGUGUGAACUGAGCAUGUAGGCUGUCUGGGGCCACAGGAAACUCUCAUUCUCAUUGCUUUAAGGUGGUAAGUGGCAAGGAAUUUUUCCUCAAAGAGGUAGAGCUUGGCUUUCAGGAUCCUCAGUGGCACUGUCCGGUGGUUCUGGGAUUCAGUGGAGCAAUGGAUGAAAGUUAAUAAGCCAGUGGUCCCUUUGACCCCUCCCUCCUUGGUGUUUGGAAGACAUUCUUCCUGGUACCAGUAGAAGCAGAAGUAUAGAUUUGAAGUCACCAAGUGCAGAGUGGAAUUGGGGUAAAGUGGUAAUUUUUCUACCUCUACCAGAGCAAUGAUAUUGGUCCUAGGAGAAGAUGAGGUGAUUGUGUUUGCCCUGAGAGUGAUACGUUUUCCCUGGAUUUGUCUUCUAGAAAUUUUCCUUGCAGAUCCAUCAGGAUGAGCAUCCAGGUCCCACCCAGACUCCUGGAGCUGGCGGGGCAGAGCUUGCUGAGAGACCAGGCCUUGGCCAUCUCUGCCGUGGAGGAGCUGCCCAGGGUGCUCUAUCUCCCACUCUUCAUGGAGGCCUUCAGCAGGAGACACUUCCAGACUCUGAGGGUGAUGGUGCAGGCCUGGCCCUUCACCUGCCUCCCUCUGGGAUCGCUGAUGAAGACGCUUCAUCUGGAGACCUUAAAAGCAUUGCUGGAAGGACUUCAUAUGCUGCUUACACAGAAGGUUCGUCCCAGGAGGUGGAAACUUCAAGGGCUGGAUUUGCGGGAUGUUGAUGAGAAUUUCUGGGCCAUAUGGCCUGGAGCCUGGGCCCUGUCCUGCUUCCCAGAGGCCAUGAGUAAGAAGGAGACAGCAGAGGACUGUCCAAGGAUGGAAGAGCACCAGCCCUUAAAGGUGUUCAUAGACGUCUGCCUCAAGGAAAUACCCCAGGAUGAAUGCCUGAGAUACCUCUUUCAGUGGGUUUACCAAAGGAGAGGUUUAGUACACCUGUGCUGUAGUAAGCUGGUCAAUUAUCUAACGCCGAUUAAAUAUCUCAGAAAGUCAUUGAAAAUAAUCCACCUGAAUAGUAUUCAGGAGCUGGAAAUUCGAAACAUGUCCUGGCCACAACUGAUAAGAAAGCUUCGUUGUCACCUGAAGGAGAUGAAGAAUCUUCGCAAACUCGUUUUCUCCAGGUGCCAUCAUUACACGUCAGACAAUGAACUCGAGGGUCGGUUAGUUGCCAAAUUCAGCUCUGUGUUCCUCAGGCUGGAACACCUCCAGUUGCUUAAAAUAAAAUUGAUCACCUUCUUCAGUGGACACCUGGAACAGCUGAUCAGGUGCCUCCAGAACCCCUUGGAGAACUUGGAAUUAACUUGUGGCUACCUAUUGGAAGAGGAUGUGAAGUGUCUCUCCCAGUACCCAAGCCUCGGUUACCUAAAGCAUCUGAAUCUCAGCUAUGUGCUGCUGUUCCGCAUCAGUCUUGAACCCCUCGGAGCUCUGCUAGAGAAAAUUGCUGCCUCUCUCAAGACCCUCAUCUUGGAGGGCUGUCAGAUCCACUACUCCCAACUCAGUGCCAUCCUGCCUGGCCUGAGCCGCUGCUCCCAGCUCACCACCUUCUACUUUGGCAGAAAUUGCAUGUCUAUGGACGCCCUGAAGGACCUGCUGCGCCACACCAGUGGGCUGAGCAAGUUAAGCCUGGAGACGUAUCCUGCCCCUGAGGAGAGUUUGAAUUCCUUGGUUCAUGUCUAUUGGGAGAUCUUCACCCCACUUCGGGCUGAGCUGAUGUGUACACUGAGGGAAGUCAGGCAGCCCAAGAGGAUCUUCAUUGGUCCCACCCCCUGCCCUUCCUGUGGCUCAUCACCAUCUGAGGAACUGGAGCUCCAUCUUUGCUGCUAGGGAAGGCGUGCCUAGCGGGGUAGAGAAAUCCAAAGUUCUCUUCCAGGCACUUGGACACUAAAAUCUACUCUGUACGUGCAAGCUAUUUUUCUAUUUUCUUAUUUCCAUUUUUAAUAAUUCCAAAAUUUUUAUUAAAGACAAUUUGAGACAGUGUUUCUCUAUGUUGCUCCAGCUGGGCUUAUGGGAUCCUCCUGCAUCAGCUUCCUAAAGUGCUGGGAUUACUGGCAUGACUGACUGUGCCCAGGCCACAUGCAACUUAAAGGAAGCACAGGCAAGUGCUCAGUGUGAGGGAAAAAAAAAGAUAACAGCAAGGGGCAAGGCUGGAGGGAAAUGUUGAGGUGACGUCAAUGAGAACUUCAGGGACCCGUGUCCUACAGAGUCAGAAAGAGAAGCUAAAGUUCUGCAUUGAUGAUAAUGUUAUCCCUGCAAGGACGGUUACAGAGGAAUAUCAGAAACAAAGAGUGCCUGAAUGAAAACUUUUAACCUGUUGUAGCAAUUUUUCCAUCAGAAAUCUCUAGUGAUUGAGUUACUGAUGGAAAAAUAAUGAAAUACUAAUUUGUCUGUGAUUGAGUUUCAGCUGUAGAACAUCAAAGCAACCAAAUAAAAUUUGAUCAUUUUG
Pongo pygmaeus (Bornean orangutan) is the source of this 3988-nucleotide messenger RNA. Its product is annotated as PRAME family member 1. The record is from RefSeq and is a predicted model, not a curated record. The transcript is spliced from 3 exons. NCBI's taxonomy places the organism in Eukaryota, Metazoa, Chordata, Mammalia, Primates, Hominidae. Gene Ontology annotation, biological process: negative regulation of apoptotic process; negative regulation of cell differentiation; negative regulation of DNA-templated transcription. Gene Ontology annotation, cellular component: cytoplasm. Bases 1945 to 3369 code for a protein of 474 amino acids.